This is a messenger RNA of Symbiodinium sp. CCMP2592, 324 nucleotides long. The record is from the annotation of a GenBank genome assembly. NCBI's taxonomy places the organism in Eukaryota, Dinophyceae, Suessiales, Symbiodiniaceae.
AUGUUCCAUGGGGCAUGCCUGCAGGAUGUGGUCAUCCGGAAGCAGCCGCACUGCGAGCACGUCUGGACGAAAGGCGAAAUCUUUGAGCGUUUCAACACGACUUGGGACAACCCGCACUACGGCCUUACGCAGCAGCCGAAAGCCCAGGCUUACCUGAUGCGGCUGAAUGCACGAAGCGCCCGUCUGCUGCGGACUUGGGAGAUGCUCCUGCAGGAUUUCCAUCUGGUGUCGGAUGAACCCUCCAGGAACACAGCACUCGAUGGUCCCUGGCACAAGCGGAAAGAGAAUCGCCAUGACCAAAGCCUGCUCUCCAUGGUCAUCAAG